Messenger RNA from Sabethes cyaneus, 1534 nucleotides. RefSeq names its product probable cytochrome P450 4d14. Gene Ontology annotation, molecular function: monooxygenase activity; oxidoreductase activity, acting on paired donors, with incorporation or reduction of molecular oxygen; iron ion binding. The record is from RefSeq and is a predicted model, not a curated record. Bases 1 to 1515 code for a protein of 504 amino acids. The transcript has 2 exons. NCBI's taxonomy places the organism in Eukaryota, Metazoa, Arthropoda, Insecta, Diptera, Culicidae.
AUGUUUGCUUUUACACUUUUGACGGUGGUCGUUGUCAUUUUUGCCUAUCUCUGGCAAUGGCGUUCCCGGCUGAAAGCACCCUUUCGAUCGGUUCCCGGACCGGCAACGCUGCCGCUGGUUGGAAAUGCUCCCGAGAUUGUCCGGAAAACGUCGACGGAACUGUUUCACUGGUUGCUGGAGCUUGAAACUCGUUACGGACAGUUGUACCAGAUAGAUGGCAUAAGUCAAAUUUGGCUGGUCUGUGCUUCACCGAAGCAUGUGGAGAAAAUCAUGACCGGAGCGGAGUUCAACUGCAAGGGCGAAGAUUAUGAUGUUCUGCUGGAGUGGCUGGGAACCGGACUGUUGACAAGUAGCGGCAAUAAGUGGUUCACUCAUCGAAAGGCCCUGACCUCGGCGUUUCAUUUUAAAAUUCUGGAAAAUUUUGUUCCCGUUUUCGACCGGCAGAGCACGGUGCUGAUGGAAAAGCUGCGCAAAACGGAUGGAAAGGUGGUGAAGAUUUUCCCAAUGGUGAAAUUAUGCACGUUGGAUAUUAUAGUGGAGACGGCCAUGGGGACUCCAUCAUCAGCACAAAUCACGCAGUCCAGCUAUACGCUGGCGGUGGAAGAGAUGGCAACCAUUGCCUUUCUGCGAAUGUUCAACCGAUUUUAUUUUUCGGAUUUUAUAUUCCGAUUUAGCAAGUUUUACCCCACGUACGGGCGAUGUUUGAAAACGAUUCAAAACUUUACGCUAUCGAUUAUUGAAAAGCGUAGGAAAACUUUACAACAAAACGCGGCUGAGGACGGCCAGCAACCGCCACAGGGCAAUGACGAUCUGGGUUCAAAACCGAAAAUGGCACUGCUGGAUAUUCUGCUGCAGACUAACAUCGACGGCAGACCGCUUACCGACGAGGAAAUUCGAGAGGAGGUGGAUACCUUUAUGUUUGCGGGUCACGACACAACCGCGUCGGCAAUCACAUUUUUGCUCUACACACUAGCAAAACAUCCGGAUGUUCAGCAGAAAGUAUACGAGGAAAUCAUUGCGGUUCUCGGUGACUCCAGCAGCAGCGGUGAGACCCCGUUGAACAUCAGCACGUUGAACGACCUGAAAUAUCUAGAUUUGGUAAUCAAAGAGUCGCUCCGGCUGUUUCCGCCGGUUCCAUUCAUCACCCGGACCGCCCUGAAGGAGGUAGACCUGUGCGGACUGAAGGUUCCCGCCGACACCAAUUUCACCAUCGGCAUCUACAAUAUGCACCACAAUGCGGCCUACUUUCCCGAUCCGGAGCGGUUCAUUCCGGAACGUUUCGAAGCGGAACGGGGCGCCGAGAAGCUGAAUCCUUACGCGUACGUACCAUUCAGUGCCGGUGGAAGAAACUGCAUCGGCCAAAAGUUUGCUCAGUACGAGAUCAAAUCGACGAUUUCGAAAGUGAUACGCAACUGCCGGGUGGAAUUGCCGUACCCGGACUACGAAGCGCCCCUCAAGGCAGAGAUGAUCCUGAAGCCAUUGGACGACAUGCCGUUAAAAUUUCACUCCCGCUGAAUAAAUAUGCAAAUUUUGU